Messenger RNA from Aplysia californica (California sea hare), 2259 nucleotides. Its product is annotated as piggyBac transposable element-derived protein 4. The record is from RefSeq and is a predicted model, not a curated record. NCBI's taxonomy places the organism in Eukaryota, Metazoa, Mollusca, Gastropoda, Aplysiida, Aplysiidae. The transcript has a single exon. The coding region runs from base 198 to 1931 and encodes 577 amino acids.
CUUACGCGCUCCACCCUAACUCGCCCGGAACCGCCCGAUUGCACCACGCUUCCUUAGAAACGAAGUCUCGAACUAACGAGACGCCGUGUGCGAGAUUUUUUUUUUUAUGGUUAUUGCAAAAUGAUUCUUCUUUUGUUUGGUACCGAAACGAAAUUUUUCGGACCAGUAGUUUCUUUGUUAUGAGCGAUUGAAGCGCGAUGGCUUUUCAGACGCUCCAGGGCUGGUUGAACGAGCUUCAAAACAACAGAGCGCAGCCUGAAACAUCAUCUAGUGAUGGAUCUGAGUCGGAACAAACAAAUGCUGAAUCAGAUAUAGAUGAAAACGUUAUUGCAGAAGUUGAUAGUGAUGAAUCGGACGUAGAUCUAGAUCCAGAGUCCGACCACGAGACUGAGAAUGAGCGUACUGAAUGGUCGGAAACCCUGAGAGAUGUGAGGUUGGAACCUUUUCAAGAACCUGUGGGCCCCCUCCACAAUCUUGAUGAAAACUCGAAGCCAAUUGACUUUUUUCAUUUAUUUGUGCCUCCAACAUUUCUGGACGAGAUUGUUGUACAAACAAAUUUAUAUGCAGAACAAUGCCAGAACAACAAAGGUAAACGUGACACGUACUGGAAGGCAGUGACAGUCAGCGACAUCCGUAAAUUCUUGUAUUUGAACAUCAUGUUUGGGAUACACCAUGUGCCAGAUUCUCGAUUAUACUGGUCAGUAGACCCAGUGUUGAGGGUUCCUGCUGUGGCUGAUGUAAUGAGCAGGCAGAGAUUUGAGAAAAUCAAUCAAUAUUUUCACCUGAAUGACAGUACAAAGAUGCCAAAUCGUGGUGAAGAAAAUUACGAUCCGCUAUUCAAGCUGCGACCUCUUCUUGACACCGUACGUACUGCAUGUGGCAGCUCCUACAAACCUGGCCGCAAUAUAAGCAUUGACGAGGCCAUGAUCGGCUUCAAUGGACGCUUACACUUCAAGCAGUAUAUUCGUAACAAACCGACAAAAUGGGGGAUAAAAGUUUGGUGUGUGGCGGAGGCGGAAACCGGUUACAUGCUGAAUUUCAGGUUCUACACUGGAAAAAUAAAUGAACCUAUGACAGAUGGAGUUGGACACCAUGUUGUAAUGAACUGUGCUGCUGACUAUUUGGGCAAAUACCACUGUAUAUAUUUUGACAACUACUUUUCCUCUGUAAGACUUGCGGAGGAUCUGCUGAAGAAGAAAACGUACUCUUGUGCAACUGUUCGUACAAAUCGAAAAGGUUGGCCCUUCCCCACGAAGAACAAACAAAAGAAAGGCACCCUCAACAUGAAGCAAAGGGGAACUAUGGUGGCCACGCAAUGGCAUGACAAAAGGCCAGUAAAUGUUCUGUCAACCUGCUGUAAUCCAACAACGACCGACGUCACCCGCAGAACCAAAGAGGGUGUUGUGCCACAAACCAUCCCGACACCGGUUCACGACUAUAACCAGAACAUGAGUGGUGUAGAUUUAGCGGAUCAAUACCGCUCAUACUACAAUAUUGGGCGGCCAGGGAAGAAAUGGUGGAGAUAUGGAGUGUGGUUCCUCAUUCAGACUGCUAUUAUCAAUGCCUUUCUGCUCAUGAGAAGAGCUAACCCCAACGCCCGUCGUCGUUCUCCUGGAGCUGACCACCUGCAUUUCCGCAUUGCGCUACUGCAGGAUUUACUUCGCGAAACACCGAGUUCAUCUACUACCAUCAAUACCAGAGAAUCUCCUUCUGUGUCUGCACGAGCCAAUCCAAACAAUGAACAGCACAAGUUAGUGAAGAUUCCAGGGAGAAAGAAGACUUGUUAUGUGUGUUCCAAAGCAAAAAGGAAAACCAAUAAAGGUCGUGGUGUAGAGACUGUUUAUGGAUGUACGUAUUGUGGAAUUCACCUGUGCAAAGGACGUUGCUUUACAACUUACCACAGAUCUCUAGAGUUGGAUGAACCUUUAUAAAUGGAUUAUACACAAAAGACAAGACAAACAGUGAGUAGUAAAAUCCCCAAGCUGUGUGAACAAUGAGUGAAAAACUCAACAAAAAUUGACAUUUUCAUGUUUCAUGAUUUUUUAAAUUACAGAUCACUCAUUCAAAUACAUAUAAAGUUGUAUUUUUCUGAAACUACAUCCAUUUCUCUUUCUUAUUCUUAUUUUUCCAGAAUUUUUUGAAUUUGUUUAAUAUUUUUAAAAUGCUUUUGAAAAAGACAUAUAGUCACACAUACAGGUGUAGCCUCCCCUUGCUUAGGAUCUAGGAGUAGACUUCCUGCUCAGACCCUUAGGGUGUAAU